This is a messenger RNA of Eucalyptus grandis, 1781 nucleotides long. RefSeq names its product cytochrome P450 94C1. Bases 77 to 1612 code for a protein of 511 amino acids. The record is from RefSeq and is a predicted model, not a curated record. Gene Ontology annotation, molecular function: iron ion binding; oxidoreductase activity, acting on paired donors, with incorporation or reduction of molecular oxygen; heme binding. Lineage: Eukaryota; Viridiplantae; Streptophyta; Magnoliopsida; Myrtales; Myrtaceae. The transcript has a single exon.
CCUCCAUUUUCCUUUCUCCUUCGAUCUCUGUCUCUCUCUCUCCGCCUCUCUCUCUCGUUCCCAGCUGUUUCUCUCGAUGGAGCGCUUGUUCUCGCUGUGGUUCGACCCGCCCGUGCACUCCGCACUCCUCUUAUUCUCCGCCCUCGUCCUCGCCCUCCUCUCCCUCGCGCUCUACCUACUGAGAUCGCUACAGGCGCCGCUCUGCAGCUGCGACGUCUGCGCGAGCUACCUCUCCUCCAGCUGGUCGUCCGAGUUCCCCAACCUCUGCGACUGGUACACCCACCUCCUCCGGAGCUCUCCGACCGGCACCAUCCACGUCCACGUCCUGCGCAACACCAUCACUGCGAACCCGGUCAACGUCGAGCACAUCGUCCGGGCGCGGUUCGACAACUACCCCAAGGGCAAGCCCUUCAACGCCAUCCUGGGCGACCUCCUCGGCCGGGGCAUCUUCAACGCCGACGGGGAAUCGUGGCGGUUCCAGCGGAAGAUGGCGAGCCUCGAGCUCGGGAGCGUGUCGGUGCGCGCCUACGCGUUCGACAUCGUGAGGGGCGAGAUCGAGACCAGGCUCGUCCCUCUCCUGGCGUCGAGAAUGGGUUGUGGCAACGUGGAUUUGCAAGACGUGUUCCGGAGGUUCUCGUUCGACAGCAUUUGCAAGUUCUCGUUCGGGCUCGACCCGGGCUGUCUCCAGCUCUCCCUCCCCGUCUCGAGCUUCGCUCUGGCCUUCGACCUCGCGUCGAGGCUGUCGGCGGAGCGCGCGGCGCACGUGUCGCACGGGGUCUGGAAGGCCAAGCGCCUGCUCAACGUGGGGAGCGAGCGGAGGCUGAGGGACGCGAUCAAACUGGUCAACGCCCUCGCGGAGGAGGUGAUUAGGCAGAGGCGGAGGCUCGGGUCGUUCGCGACCCGCAACGACCUCCUGUCCCGGUUCAUGGGCACGGUGGACGACGACGUUUACCUCCGCGACAUUGUGAUCAGCUUCCUCCUGGCGGGCCGCGACACGGUCGCCUCGGCCCUGACCGGGUUCUUCUGGCUGCUGUCGCGGAACCCGGAGGUGGAAAGGUUGAUCCGGGGGGAAUCGGACCUGGUCAUGGGCAGCUCGGCCGGGGAUGUGCUGGCAAGCUUCGAGCAGAUGCAGCACAUGCACUACCUGCAUGCGGCUGUUCACGAGAGCAUGCGCCUGUUCCCGCCCGUGCAGUUCGAUUCCAAGUUCGCGUCGGCGGACGACAUGCUGCCGGAUGGGACGGCUGUCGGAGGCGGGACCCGGGUCACAUACCACCCAUAUGCCAUGGGCCGGAUGGAGCGGAUAUGGGGACCCGAUUGCCUCGAGUUUCGGCCCGAGAGGUGGCUGCAGGACGGAGUGUUCCGUCCGGAGAGCCUGUACAAGUUCCCGGUGUUCCAGGCCGGCCCUCGGGCAUGUUUGGGCAAGGAGAUGGCGGUGGUUGAGAUGAAGAGCGUGGCGCUCGCAUUGGUGCGGAGGUUCGACGUCCGGGUCGUGGGCACGGACCAACAAGCCCGGUUCUCUCCCGGUCUCACUGCCACCAUGAGCGGCGGCUUGCCGGUGAUUGUUCAGGAGAGGGGUGCCUCAGCAGGGUCGCCGCCGUGGGUCGUUGAAUAGUUGCAUCAACAAAAUAAAGCUGGUGGACUUGACAAAAGAAAAUACAAUUGGAAGUAGAUUAAGAAUAACAUAUAUUAGGUUAGUCUAACCAUUGUGGAACAUGAUUGCGAACGUGGGUAUAUAAAUUAAGUGGGUGUCUUAUCGUCAUGUUAAUUUAUUUUCUUUUCCA